CUUUCUGAAAGGGAUUCCAAUGAUAUCGUUCUUCUGUGUCAUUAUUUUUAUAUUGGUGGUGUGGACCAGUGUUGUCAACAUUUCAACAAAGGGGACCCUCAACGGAGGGAAAAACCACUGAAAAAAAAUAAAAACACGAAUAGGCUAGUUUUGAAUAGCAAUCGGCUGGUUUUGUUUCACAGACCUGGCAACCCUGAUGUGCAUUUCCCUAUUCUCACAGAAUUCAAAUGAGUGUUAAAACUUUAACGUCCUUGGUGUGAAUGGGCCUUAAGCUAUGCAGGACUAGUACGCUAAUGGUAGAGUUGAUUUACUCACAGAUCAUCUCUCAAACUCCACCUAAUCAAUACCAUUAGGGAGCUGUGGAGCGCAGGGACCGGAUGCGUUUCGGAGAAUAUGACAGCAAUGGAUUUUAUUUCCGUAACGGAUUUGAGCUGGGGUGCAAGUGUGUGUGUGCUUGAGUAAAACACACUAUUCCUUUUACCGCACUCUCGAUGAGUUUUAACACUGACCUCGACCCGUAAGCUGAUGGGCGUCUGACAGCAGGCACUUUACUGAUUUGUUCCUAACAUUAAGAGCCCAUUCACACGCUCCUCAUUGUACAAGAACUGUAGCUUUGAAGGAGAUCUUUGAUCACUGUUACCAUGGUUACACCAUUGACUUUUCUUCAUCUUGCAUGGUAAGGCUUUAGCAGAGUCAGAGGCCUGUCAAGCGCAGUGCAUGUACACAAACCUGAAUGUGUCCAUGUGUCCAUUCCUCAUCUCACGCCAAAUCGUUCCAGCAGCUAUCUUAAGAUAUGAUUUCCACCCACCUGCACCCCUGACCCUCCAUCCCUUUCAGUGGCUUCAUCUUUUGCCAAUAGUGAAAUAGUAACAAACUCUUUUUAACCAUGCAGCGGGGAGAAUACCAGGUAAACGCUUUUACAUUUACCAUUCUUUCCUCCUAACUCUUUCCUCUAACUGUAAUGAUUUCUUUGAAGGUCCCUCUCUUCCUCCCCCAGCUACAUCAGCCGUCUCUAGCAUGACUGUUGCAACGUGAAUAAAGGCAAUAAUGCUUCACAGCCAGAACGCGCUCUGAACGCAGUGUGCCUGGCUGCCCCAUACUGUCGGUUGUGAAUGUGCCGGACAAAGGCAAUUUCAGGCUUGAUGGCCACUUAUCACAGCCUGACUUUUUUUCUUAAAUCUAUUUUCUGGAUAUAUUCAGGCACAAAAGAUUAAAGAGAAAGCGACUGCAAAGGUGAUUUGUGGAACAAAGAGGCACGCGCUGCAUUUUAAUGUACUGUGGCGUGUUUUUAUCGAAUUCGAAAAUGGCGUAAAACUGUAUCGAACUGCUCUCCUGAUAUUGCUCAUGUGUAAGUGUAAUGAAUGAGAUGGACCCAUCAAACCGGUCCUUUGUAUAUAAUUAGGUUGAUUGUAUCACGCAAGAUAUUGAUUAAAAAGGCCACUUUCAUCAUAAGAAAAGCACAUGGGCUUGCAAAAAUGCAAAAGACUGUCCUGUAUGUGCAGCACUAACCUCAUUCUCUGCCCUUUGAUAAUGACGUCAGGUGGACUAAAGCUGCACCCCGGCCUGACUUACGGAGCCUCCGAAAGCAGGAUACUGGAAUGGCCUUUUUGGACCAAACUGGUGGUUGUGGCUAUAGGCUUCACUGGCGGACUGGUGUUCAUGUACGUGCAAUGCAAGGUCUACAUCCAGUUGUGGAAGAGACUCAAGGCCUACAACAGAGUAAUAUAUGUGCAGAACCGCCCAGAGACCUGUAAAAAGAACGUUUUUGAUAAGCCCUCUCUUCUGGAGCCAAACUUGGAGAAUAAAGAGGCGCUCGGGCCGGCGCAGUCGGACACAAACUCUUCCCAGUAUACAGAGACAGAGGACUACAGUAUGGAGAUCCUGCACGUCUGAUCGCUUGGCCCACAUAUACCCCCUCCUCCCCUCUAGAGGACCGGCUGGGGCGUCGCAUGCUCCGGGACACACAGGGAUGCCACACAGCACCGGGCACGAGGACUGUCUGAGACUGAGACUCGUUUAGUUGUUUAGAUGUUAUUUUCUCUUCGUUCGUUUGUCCAACCUGUUCCUGUAAGUUGUCGGCUAACCAUAAUGAAUCAGUGUGCGCUAGAUCUCGGAUCAUUCCAGCUACUGCCAUUGUACUGCUGUCGUCGUACACGAGUUGAAAUCCACCGUUCGAGCUGUGUAUGUGCGCUGGUUCUGCUGGAGUCGAUGCAUAGAAGCACUUUUUAUUUCCCUGUUCUUAAGAGCCCUGUUUUAAUAAUAUAUUCAUUCCCUUUCUAUGUGGGUAAGACAUUAAAACAAACUUGAAGUUUUGCCAGCGAGAUCUCACGUUUUAUAGGUGCAUUUGUGUCUCCGCAGACCCCUCAGAUGGAACAAAAAAGGAAUCUGAAGGAGCGAUGAGGGAACGUUUAUGUACUGUCAUGUAUCAUUCCACUUCUUUUAGAAAUCUAUUAUGACUGCGUAAAUUCUGAAUUUAGCCGUUGUGAAAUUGACAUGACCUAGGCUUUAUUUUAUAUCAGCUGAUUACUAAAUAAUCUGGAUCAUCUAAUUACAAUA
Molecule: messenger RNA, 2556 nt
Organism: Sinocyclocheilus rhinocerous
Lineage: Eukaryota; Metazoa; Chordata; Actinopteri; Cypriniformes; Cyprinidae
Product: E3 ubiquitin-protein ligase MARCH8-like
Exons: 2
Coding region: 1462-1893 (143 amino acids)
Source: RefSeq, a predicted model, not a curated record